AUGUUCGAGAACCUCUGCACCCUCCCUCUUUCGGCCGACAUCUUUGCCCAGGCUCUUCACCCCACCGAGCCGCUGUUGACCGUCGGCCUCUCCUCCGGUCAUGUCGAGACAUUCCGCCUGCCGGCCCCGGCAGACAAAGCCUCCGAUGCGUCGGGAGACGCCGACACUAGCAUUUCUUCCACCGGACGAGGAUCUAUUGAGAGCGCCUGGCGCACGAGACGGCACAAGGGAAGCUGCAGAGCCUUGGCUUACAGCCACGACGGAUCUGCUGUGUACUCGGCCGGCACCGAUGGUCUGAUCAAGCACUUCUCCCCCGAGACCGGAAAGGUCAUCUCCAAGAUCGCCAUCCCGUCCUCGAACAAGCAGAUCGACGCCCCGACCCUGAUGCACGUCCUGAACCCCCAGAGCCUCCUCAUCGGCUGCGAUUCCGGCGCCAUGCACAUCUUUGACUUGAGAGAUGGCGCGCCUGCCACCAAGCCCGCUCAAACCAACUUCCCCCACUCCGAUUACGUCUCUGCCGUCGUCCCUCUUCCUCCGUCCGCCGAGAGCACAUCCGGUUUCCCGAAGCAAUGGGUCUCGACCGGCGGCACCACACUCGCCGUCACCGACGUCCGCAAAGGCGUGCUUGUGAGGUCGGAUGACCAGGAGGAUGAGCUGCUGUCUGCAACUUACGUUCCCGGCCUCGGGCCCAAGAACAACCGGAACAAUGGCGUCGUUGCCGUCGGCUCCGGAUCUGGCGUCGUCACGGUGUGGGAUAGGGGUGCUUGGGACGACCAGCAGGAGCGCAUCAUCGUCGACGGCGGCAAGUCCGGCGGCGAGAGCCUCGAUGCUUUGGCUCUGGUGCCUCAAGAGCUCGGAUUGGGCAAGAAGCUGGUUGUUGGUCUCGGUGACGGCAGCUUGCGGGUUGUCGAUUUGGUUACUAGGGACGUCGAUCAGGUCGUCAACCUUCGACACGACGACGUCGAGGGUGUCAUCUCUGUUCUUUUCGAUUCGGAGAACCGCCUGAUCACCGCCGGUGGCAAGACAGUCAAGGUAUGGGAGGAGCUUUCAGAGCUCCAGGGAGAGGAGGAAGAGGAGAGCGACGAAGACAGCGAUGACGACGAAGACGGGGCGACCGGAAAAAGAGGCGCCGACAGCGAUAGCGACGAUAGCGACAGCGACAGCGAUGGCGGAAAGAGGCGAAACAAGCGACAGAACACAGGCGCUGCCGCUGCAGCCAAGUUUGGCCCCAUGGGCGCACACGGCAUUCUGGGCUUUGACGGCCUGGACUAA
Colletotrichum karsti is the source of this 1272-nucleotide messenger RNA. Its product is annotated as WD repeat domain-containing protein jip5. NCBI's taxonomy places the organism in Eukaryota, Fungi, Ascomycota, Sordariomycetes, Glomerellales, Glomerellaceae. The record is from RefSeq and is a predicted model, not a curated record. The coding region runs from base 1 to 1272 and encodes 423 amino acids. Gene Ontology annotation, molecular function: protein binding. The transcript has 2 exons.